GAAAUGUUCUCCGCAACUCCGAAUACACCUUGCUAAUAUCUACCCGCCGGCCGCAGGCCGCCGCCCGGCUUCCAGUCUCGCCGAUUCGAGGAGACGACGACCAUGCCAACCACAGCGCCACCGGUGGAUGCAGAACCUCCCGAGUGCCCGGUGUGCCUCUCCCCAUUCGACGCGGCCUCCGUUGUGCCGCGCGUCCUCCCGUGCGGCCACUCCCUCUGCGGGUCUUGCAUCGCGGCCCUCCCGCCCGCCUCCGCGGCCGCAGGCGCCUCCUCCCUCCGCUGCCCUCUCUGCUCCCAGUGCGUCCCCUACGCCCGCGCGCUCGGCCCCUCCUCCCUCCCCAAAAACCUCGCCCUCCUCACUCUUCUCCCCUCCCCAUCGCAUGCUCUCAGCGCCGCCACCCUCGUCACAGCGCCGCUUCCCCACCCCCAUCCGCUCCACGCCGCCCACUCGCGCCUCCUUUCGCGCUUCCGCCAUGCCGUCCUCCCCGAGUCCGCCUCCCCGCUCGGUUCCGAGCCAAGCCCCGUCCACCUCGCGUUCGGAUCCCUCGGCUCCGACCUCGGCGCGCCCUGGUUCUGCGCGCGGGGCCGCCCCGUGAGCCUCCUCCCGAUCGAGACCCAACCAGUCCCCCCGACGAAGCAGGAAGCCGAAUUCUACCGGCCCAGCCACGCGACGCGGGUCCUCGCCGCGGUCGACGCGCUCAGCGACGCGACCAAGGAGGAGCUGGCCGGUCUGAUCGCCUCUUCCGCGAGGCUAGCACGGAUGGUGAGCAGGCUCUACGGUGUCUGGAUGUCCCCUCACGCGCCGCCACUAUGGAUGGUCUCUGAACGGCACCCACGUACGGUUUCCCAAUUGUUGGAGGAGGAGAUUAUCAAUAGAGAGGAGACGGUGGUGCGGGCCGGAUUCCUUGUAAUGGAGGCAUGUGAAGUGAUCAUGGGGUUGCACAGCGAGGGGCUGGUGCUGGGGUGCCUCGGGCUGGACUGCUUCUGCCUCGAUCGUUUUGGGCACUGCAUGCUUGAUUUGAAUCAGGCGUUGGCCUUGUGCCGGGGAGUCCAAGCUGGGGCUAGCUCGAACAGUGUUCGAGCUUUCAUCGCUCCAGAGGUGGCGGCAGUGCUAGGUGACACGUUGCGGACGGAGGGUCGUGAUUUUGAUGGUUUGGUUGGCUGUACCUCGGAUAUCUGGUCGUUGGGUUGUGUGUUCGUGGCACUUCUUACUAGGGAUGAACAGCUUGUGCCUGUGGCAGGUUGGAACUCUGAAGGACUGUAUGAUGAUUGGGAGAAGGAAGUGGUUACAAGGCUUGAUGCCACAUUGCUUGGUACUAUACUUGAACCAUUGGCUGCAGUUAUAGCAUCGUGCUUGAGAUAUGAUCCAAAAUCCCGUCCAGAGAUUGCUGAUGUUUGGAAAUGUAUUAGAGGCUUGUUGACAAAAUUUGGUGAUGUUACUUUAGCUCCUGAUGAUGAUGUUGCAGCUCAGAAGAGUUUUAGAUGUUUACUCCUUGGGGAGUUAUCCUCCAUGUUUGUUGAUUCUGGUGCUGUUGAGUCAGAUGAUAAAACACAACUGUCUCGAGGAGCUGAUGGCAACAGUUCGAAUCAGGAUCAUGGAAGUAAUGAUGGUUUCUUAAACAAUAGCGGAAAUGAUUUGUCAGGAAUCGAUGGUCCACAGUCUGUCGGAGUGUUUAAAUCAUCAACACUGCUUGCCCACCGUGAUUGUGUAACAGGAUUAGCUGUUGGAGGUGGGUUCUUGUUUAGCUCUUCUUAUGAUAAAACUAUCAAUGUGUGGUCACUGCAGGACUUCUCUCAUGUGCAUUGUUUGAAGGGUCAUGAACACAAAAUCACAGCAAUAGUUGUUGUUGACAAUGAUAGCCAUUCUCUUUGUAUAAGUGGAGACAGUGGCAGCGGAAUUUUUGUCUGGCGUGUGGAUUCUACUCUGAAGGAAGAACCUUUGAAUAAAUGGUAUGAACAUAACGAUUGGCUCUAUCGAGGGGUUAACUGCUUGGCUGUCUCUGGAACUGGUUAUCUUUACACUGGUAGCAGAGACAAAACUAUCAAGGCUUGGUCACUAGAGGAUUAUUCACUUCGCUGCACUAUGACAGGUCAUAAAUCAACUGUGUCUUGCCUUGCAGUGGCCAGUGGUAUUCUUUACAGUGGAAGUUGGGAUGGUACCAUUCGUUUAUGGUGGCUCACUGAUCAUACACCAUUGUCUGUCCUGGAAGAUGAUGCAGCAGGAAGCAUAGCCCCUGUAUUGUCGAUUUCAGCAGGAACCAAUUUUGUUGCCUCGUCAUAUGAGAAUGGCUAUUUUAAGGUCUGGAAGAACGAUGUGCUUGUCAAAUCAGAAAAGCUUCAAAAUGGUGCUGUUUAUGCAGUUAAAUUGAGUGGCAAAUGGCUCUAUACUGGUGGAUGGGAUAAAGUCAUAAACAUCCAGGAGUUGUUGGAUGAUGAGUCAGAGGUAGAACUCCGAGACGUCGCUUCCAUUACUUGCGACUCAAUUAUAACUUCGAUACUGCCCUGGGAUGAAAGGCUGAUAGUUGGACUAUCCAACAGGGAAAUAAAGAAGCUGGCUGAAAAGCUGAGCGUUUGGCAGUCCGCAGCAGCUUUUGGUGGCCAGAAGCUGUCAGAAGCCGAAACAAACAGGGCCUAGGUGUCGCAAUGGCCCUAGGCCAAAAACAAACUCUGUUUUCGUGGGAACUGGUGCCUUGAAGACUCUCCGUUUGAAGCAUCGAUGUGUAAGACUCUCUUCAACGGUGGACGCUAGCGCCCCCUCCCCUCUCUGUGACGGCUACAGGCCUCCCUCUACCGCUCCCUCUACCGCUACAACGGUGCCCCCUAGCACUGCUACAGUGCUAGCGGCUGGUGGGUGCGCACCCUACAUCAAGGGAUACCACAAGGGCUCCCCUUGUCUCGGUUUGUGUGUACAAAAGUAUUUAUUAGUUGGGAAAAAAUUGAUAAUAGAUGGUGAAUAGGUAUGGAAAAUAGUAUUUUAUGAUUAUAGUGGAGUAUAGGGGAAGUAUUUAGGGGGAACCGCUGUACAGGGUGGAGAUAUAGGGGGAAGAGAAUACUGACGUGGCAGUGGGAUAUAGGGGGAGAAAUUUAGGGUUAACCGCUGAAGACAGUCUAAAGCCUAUGCCAGAGGCGUCUCCUAGAAGGAGAGUACCAACAUCUUGCUGCAGCCGCAUACUCGCAUACAAAUUACCAAAGUAGUUGUAGCAGUAGCAGACUAGGACUCUGUUUAUGGUACUGGUAACUUGGUUGUGGUAAUUAUUUGAGUAUCUGUGUGAUUAACAAUAUACAAAACAUAUAUGCAGCUCCA
Zea mays is the source of this 3303-nucleotide messenger RNA. Its product is annotated as Protein translocase subunit SECA2 chloroplastic. The transcript is spliced from 7 exons. The coding region runs from base 103 to 2634 and encodes 843 amino acids. NCBI's taxonomy places the organism in Eukaryota, Viridiplantae, Streptophyta, Magnoliopsida, Poales, Poaceae. The record is from RefSeq and is a predicted model, not a curated record. Gene Ontology annotation, molecular function: protein kinase activity; ATP binding; protein binding. Gene Ontology annotation, biological process: protein phosphorylation.